AUGGGUUCAGGAAGCAGUAAAUGUACCCCUUUGGAAUGCUUCCUGAACAACUGGAAAUUGGCCACAAAGGAUGAUGAUUGGGGAUUUAAGUUGAAGAAGGAGAGGCUUAGGACCCUUUGUGAAGUGGACUGGCCGACGCAGGGCACUGGCUGGCCGUCCCAGGGCAGUUUUGAUGGACGGUUGAUCAAUCCCUUGUGGCAGAGAAUAAUUGCAAACCAUCCAGAUCAAAUUCCCUAUAUUUCCACGUGGAAAACCAAUGUGGAUAAAACCCCCCCUUGGCUGCAGGCUUGCCGAACUGCUCCACCACGGGCAAGGAUCUGUGCCGUCCGGCAGCAGAAAUUACCUCUUGUGGUCCAAGACACAGAGGAAGAUGAAUUAAUUGUGAGGCCACCUCCUUAUAGACCCCCAACACCGGCACCAGCACCACAGAAUGAUCCACCCCUGCAGAAUAAUCCCCAGGAUAACCCCCCCAACCCAGUUGGUGGCAGCCCUAUCAACCCAACCCCUGAGGAUAAAGACCCCACCAAAUCAGAGACAGAUAAGGAGGAUGAAAGUGAUGAUGAUGAGGGGGAUGAGGAAACACUGUUAAAGAUGUUGGAAGAGAAGGUACAGAAGGGGGAGAAGUGGAGUAAGAAGCAAGACAAAUGGAUAAAGGACUAUGUAGACCCCUAUAAAGACCAAGUGGAUGUUAGUCCCCACCUCUUAGAAGUGGCACGUUGUGAGGAUGGGCGCUGGAAGAAGAAACAAAAGAGGUGGCUGGAGGCAGCACGUAGAGCUGCCACCCACCAUGAGAGAGAGAGAGGGAAGAAAGAUCAGGCUACAGCCUUGAUGCCCCUCCGGGUAGUUUAUGACCCCCCGGGACCGCCAGGGGAGAAUGGGGCAGCAGCACCACGCACCUACACAAUCCAACAUGUGCCUUUUUCAACUGCUGAUAUUUGCAAUUGGCGCAAUCAGAACCCCUCCUUUGAGGAGAACCCAGCCAAAAUCAUCAAACUUUUUGAAGGGAUCUUUAAAACUUAUGACCCUACCUAUGAUGAUGUUCAAUAUCUUUUGGACUCUCUGUUAACAACGGAAGAAGUCCGGAGGGUCCAUAGUGAGGCAAGGGCGCAUCUGAGGCAGUUACAAUUAAAUGAUAACCAAAUAAAUGAUGCCUACCCCCGAGCCACUCCUAAUUGGGACUAUCAGGAUCAGAAUGCUCGGACCGCCCUGGCAACAUACAGGAACCAUGUACUGGCGGGAAUGAGGAGGGCAGCUAGGAAGCCCACUAAUUUGGCUAAGGUGGCUGAGGUGGUCCAGAAAUCAGAUGAGUCGCCAGGGGUUUAUUUGGAGCGCCUGAAGGAAGCCUACCGGCAGUUUACCCCUCUGGACCCGGACGAUCCUGCCAAUGCUCCGGUUGUUAAGGCAGCCUUUGUGGCCCAAGCCACUCGCGAUAUUCGCCGAAAAAUUCAGAAAACCGAAGGGUUUCUAGGCCAUGGGCUGGAGUGGAUGUUAGAGGUGGCACAAACCACGUAUAACCAGAGAGAUGAGGUAGCCCAGAAGAAGAAAGAAAAUUACCAGGCUAAGAAACUCAUGGCUCUGCGCGCCAGCAACAGCGGCACGGGGGAACCUGCCCGGGGAGGAGGGCGCGGCCGCCUGGGACGCAACCAGUGCGCCAUCUGCCGCCAAGAGGGCCACUGGAAGAACGAAUGCCCUCAGGGAAGAACCGGAGGCAGGGGAGGCCGGAUUCCUGGCACCAUCCCCAUGGGAGAUGGCACUGACUUAAGACCCUGGGGUGCGACUGGGGGACCCUCCAGGGGACGAGGAAGGGGAAGAGGAGGCCUUUGGUACCCGCCUGGGAACCGAGGACAGGCUGAAGCCAUGA
This is a messenger RNA of Podarcis lilfordi (Lilford's wall lizard), 1861 nucleotides long. The record is from the annotation of a GenBank genome assembly. Lineage: Eukaryota; Metazoa; Chordata; Lepidosauria; Squamata; Lacertidae.